This is a messenger RNA of Lobosporangium transversale, 2910 nucleotides long. RefSeq lists its product as hypothetical. The transcript is spliced from 3 exons. The record is from RefSeq and is a predicted model, not a curated record. NCBI's taxonomy places the organism in Eukaryota, Fungi, Mortierellomycota, Mortierellomycetes, Mortierellales, Mortierellaceae. Bases 154 to 2685 code for a protein of 843 amino acids.
CCUUUUUUGUUUUUAUACCCAAUAGAAUCAACACAGCUAUCACAGUACUUUGCGGAGCAAGGGCUCAAAAUCCGGAUACGGAAGGAAGUUAGACCCAAAAAGCGAAGCAGAGGCGAGUAUCUGACCGGCCCAACAUCUCAAAGUCCUACGGACAUGCAGCAGCGGGAACAGAUCGACCGAACCGAGUCACAGGAUGAAGAAGACUCAAUAAUAUCUGAUACACGAACUAUAUCCAAACGUAGAACUUCAGGAACACGAGACAAUGAUUCAAAACGAGAUGAAGCAACGCCAACUCGAUCAAAAGAAAUCAUACACAGUCAUGAUCCCGAACGUCGGUCCAGCCAGAGUAACAGAAGUGGCGCGCUUUGGAGAAGCCGUGCGCCAGAUAAUCUAGAGUAUCAGACAGUAUCAGGUUCAGCCGAAGAACAGAGAUCAAUCCCACAACAGCACCAAGUAUAUUCUGAUGAUGGCCCAUUCGUACGUCGUCGUGUUUCCAAUAUUAGAAUUACAGAAGACCCUUCUCAUAUUGACUCGAAUACAGGACCGGAUGGUAGUGGUGUACGUACAGACCAACAAAUGGACGAUUAUCGCAUGCGCCCGCAGGAUUCUACUCCUAUGAUGCAGGAGAGAGGUCUUUCCAGUCCGCCCUCUAUUAGGCAAGAUGUUUCUAUGAAAUACCGUGGAGCACCUGCACAAAGUAGGCAUGGUGCACCAAGCCAGCUGCCUGAAUCAGUGUCAAUGGCGAUAGAUACGACGUUCUGCCGUCCCCCAGGGCAAGAUCACUCGGGAGUGCAUAAGAGCGAUGCACCAUCAGAAACAUCGUAUAUGCAUCCUAGCGGUGCCCAAUUGCCUGGGAAUCGUGAUGAGUCGAGACGUGGAAGUGGACCAGGAAUGUAUCGAGAUACCACCCUUGAGUCACCGACUCUUUAUGAACCUCAAGGAUCCGCCAGCUCACAGCGGCCUGCAAGGGAGAGUCAACCAAUGCCGCAAUACUUUUCAAAAGAGCAUCCAAAGGCUCCUCAUCUAUCCCGCUCUCAACCAUUUGCAGCACGGUCUGCUGCUUCAGAUCCUCCAUACGCCUAUAUUCCUCCACGCCAAGGAUAUGACGCAGCAGGGGGUCAGAGACCAAUUGACUAUGGAGCCCUGACGCCUUAUGCAGAUGACCAUCACCGUCGAUCCUUAUCAUCAAACCCAUAUGAGCGUGAGCAUCCAUCGAAGCUUCAAACUGGCUCCUCAUUCCAGCAUUCUUUGGACCCUCAUCAGCCGCCAUCGUUACAACACCCAUCUCACAUAGCCCGUGAUCAAUAUUCGGAGGGUCAUGCACAUGUAAACCAAGAGUCUUCGUCCACCAGGCCGAGACACCCUAAUCAUCUUGACUUGUAUUCUAGGCCUCAACAGCCAAUAGCGCCCCAUCCGCUCUCUCAUGAGAAAUAUCCAGAAUCGGGUGAUCUAGUUCCGAAGCGUGGUAUCCAGUCGACAGGCUCUAUUCAAUAUCUACCCGCCUACCAAGAAGGUACUGCCUCCGAUCAAAGACGCUAUGGUAUUCACACUUAUCCAUCAUAUACAAGUGCGCCGUCAGCACAGUCGAGCCAUGGAUCUAAAGAUCUGGCAAGCAAUCGGAGGGAAUCCUUGGCGUCUUUAUCUCCGCGACAAUCAAGUUUUCGUGCUCAAUCCAUGCCUCAUUUUCCACAAGCCACACCAUUGCCAGCCAAAGCCUAUUCACAAUUGAACGACAGUAUCCCUGCUGGUGCACGUGGACAAGAUUUGUUUCAUCACGAUCGCGGAAGUGAUGGAGCGUCACGACAUAGUGUACAUACCGCUUCUAAUUAUCAGGGACAUCAAGAUGGACAAGCUCAGGCAAUGCAUGGUUUAGGCUCUGGAAAUGGUCACUAUACCCGAGGGAGUCCAACGGCCCCUUAUUCGGGCCAUCCUCAUGAGCCUACUGUGCAGCGGCCAACAUCUGUCGAUUACGGCCAAGAGAGCCGUUCAUCUUAUGGUCAUGGUCGCUCUAUCUCUUCGUCCACCCCUUCCAGGGCACCAUAUCCACCUAGUUCAUCUUCUGUAGCUAAUCAGCAGACCAGAAUGGAUAUUCGACAAGGUGCGUCUUCAAGCGGCACAGUUGGGAUGGGACCUAACAGAGGACUAGCGGACUAUGAUUCUUAUGAUAAUAUGCAGGUCUCUCAAUAUAAUAACACCCAACCUGCUCCUCAAGGCUCUGAAUCAAUGAUUUAUGAGGAAGGUGGAGGUCCUAGUCGUGGACACGAGCAUGAUUUCGGACGUCGAACAGGACCAUCACCCCCCACUUCCCAUUUGUAUCCAUCAAAUGCGUCAAAUGGACAUGGCCCUCCAUCCACUCAACAGUCCCACCCGACAUAUCCGCCACAAGGCCAUUACUCAUACCAACAUUAUGAAAUAUCUCCUUCAACGCAUGUUCAUGCACACCCGUUAGGACUACAGCCUCCUCAAUCACUAUCGUCACAGCACCAACUUCAUGGCCAUUCUCAACCCCAUGCAGGAAAUGGUCAAACAGGGCAAAUCCUUGGACAGCACAACCAUUUCCAAGACUAUCCAGCCCAACACCCACCACAAUAUCAGCAUCAACCACUGCAUUUACAUGGUACCAAUCCACAUGGGUAUCCGUAUGCAGUAAGCCAGGGAGAGGAAGCGAUACGCAGUCGUAGUUAAGAUAGUAUUGUAAUUGUAAGACAGCAAGUAAGCAUGCCAUUAAAGGUUUCAAAAUGUUACACACACUCAUCUUUUAUUGCCAGGUCGCUCAACUGUCAGAAUAAAUGGCUUUUUUUUAAAAAAAACUAUUUUGCAACGUUGAUCAAUGAAUUUGACUUGUUUAACAUUCUUGGGUAUUAUUGUUCACGGAGUCAUUGGUCAGGUUUAAGAUAAGCUGAUCUAACG